Metarhizium brunneum ARSEF 3297 is the source of this 1401-nucleotide messenger RNA. Its product is annotated as Lipase 6. The record is from RefSeq and is a predicted model, not a curated record. Lineage: Eukaryota; Fungi; Ascomycota; Sordariomycetes; Hypocreales; Clavicipitaceae. Gene Ontology annotation, molecular function: triacylglycerol lipase activity. Gene Ontology annotation, biological process: lipid catabolic process.
AUGUUCCGCAUCCUCCUGAUUUCGCUGUUGCGCUUCCUGGGCUUAGUCUCCGUCAGCCUCCCUCUCGUCUCAAGUCGGGCGUUGAACCAGCCACGAGCUCUUCCCCCAAGCAUAGAUUCCUUCUAUAAGCCGCCUGCGGGCUUUGAAUCCAAAGCGCCCGGCACUAUUCUACGCCAACGCCUUGUUAUAUCGUCCUUUUUCGGACUCAUCCCAGACCCAGUUGAAACAUGGCAACUCCUCUAUCGCACAACAGCCAUUGACGGCUCGCCCAUUGCCACAGUGACGACAAUCUUUAAGCCUCUCUUCCCCAAGAAGGACCGCUUCGUCUCGUUCCACACGGCAUACGACAGCUCGGCCUCCAUUUGCAACCCCAGCUACAACUACCAACUAGGUGCCCUGCAGGUUGACCUGAUUUCAUCAGCCGAGUUUCUCCUAUUACAAACCUAUCUGCUCUCCGGCUACAUCGUGGCGUCACCAGACUAUGAAGGGCCCGAUGCGGCCUUCAGCCCCGGCCGACUCGAGGGGAUGGGUGUCCUAGACGGCAUGCGAGCCGUGGUGAAUUUCAAAAACACACUGCACUUCUCCACGUCCACCCCCAUGAUUGUCGGCGUCGGGUACUCUGGCGGCGCCAUCGCAACUGGCUGGGCGGCCUCCCUCCAGCCAACGUACGCCCCGGAGCUGGCCAUGAAGGGCUGGGUGCAAGGCGGCACUCCAGCCAACCUCACGGGCAUUCUGACAUUCAUUGACAAUACCCUGUUUAGCGGCUUCCUGCCCGCCGCCAUCGACGGCCUGACGAAGCCAAGCGCGUACGGCGCGCAGCUGGGCCCCCUCGUCGAGAGCAUCGUCACGCCACGCGGCCGGGACAUCCUCAAGUUCGCCAACACCAACUGCGCCGUCGCCAACCUCAUCGCCUUCCCGGAGCAGUCGGUGCUGUCCACCAGCAUCCAGAGCCUCGGCCCCGGCCUCCUGUACCACCCGGACGUCGUGGCGGUCCUGCAGCGAAACACCAUGGGCGUUUACAAAAACGAGACGCCCACGGCGCCCGUGUUCGUCUACCACGCCAGCAACGACGAGGUUGUCCCGUACGCAAACGCCUCUACCCUGGUCGACGCGUGGUGCGGCUACGGCGCCAGCGUCAAGUUCACCACGUUUGCCAACGGCGGGCACGUCACCACCGAGGUUGUCGCCAUCCUCGACGCCCUGCAGUUCGUCAAGGACGCCUUUGCCGGCACGGUCCCCGGCGGCUGCUCGCGGAAUACGGAGCUCAGCAGCACCCUGAACCCCAUUGCCCUGGGCGUGGCGCUCGAGCCGUUGCUGAUAGGGCUGAUCGAGGUGCUGGCGAUUGCGGGAAAGAACGAUGCCAAUAUCCUGAAAGACAUCAAGACGCUGGGCAAGCACUGA